This is a messenger RNA of Suillus fuscotomentosus, 741 nucleotides long. RefSeq lists its product as uncharacterized. The record is from RefSeq and is a predicted model, not a curated record. The transcript has 3 exons. The annotation marks the transcript as partial. NCBI's taxonomy places the organism in Eukaryota, Fungi, Basidiomycota, Agaricomycetes, Boletales, Suillaceae. Gene Ontology annotation, molecular function: oxidoreductase activity, acting on the CH-CH group of donors.
CUGCAUGCCAUCGCUCAGGCAUUCAUUCUAAGAGCGCUUUACAAAUGGGGCAUCGAACAUUUCAUGGACAAGAGUCUUGAUGUUCGUGUGCGACACGGUGUCGCGGCUUGCUGUAAAGCAGUCAUGGUUCAACAUGCACAAGAUGCAAAUUGCGCAUUGUCUGAAAGACUGGAAGCUCAAGGCCUCUUCGAAUAUAAUCGGUUGUCCAACCAUUAUAGUGAGAUGAGGGGGAUUAGCAUCGCUGAAGGUGACAUUUUAAGCAGUUACCUAUCUCGACACAUACAGAUGGGCCACUUGCAAGUUGCGAUGCACGAAAUCUCGUCAUUCGAUGAGGCAACCGAGACAGUUUCCUCCUCAUCCGACUUCACGCAAGCGUCGAUGCAAUAUGCGCAGCCACGUUGUCAGCAAAUGGUCGAAUCCAUGGGACACCGCAUGGCCUAUGACGCCGCCGUCGACCAAGGGGUCUCCCAAUGUCUCGCCGAUCUGUAUAUCAUCAAUGCGAUCAAGACAGAUGCCGCGUGGUAUGUGGAACAUGGCGUGUUUACGCGGAAGGCCAUCAUGCAUAUGGAGGAUGCUGCAUUGUCGGCAGCUUUGCCUCGCCUGGAUGAGUUGCUCACUGCGAUGGAGGUUGAGCCAUACGUAUCGUCACCCAUCAUAUCGGAUAAGUGCUGGGAGGAAUUUAGGAAGACGUUGCCCGUCUAUAGCUUCACUCAGGCUGAGGUACCAGCGGCGCGACUUUAG